GCGAGGGCCCGUUUCUCUUCAGUCAGGGUUCGCCCCGACACCCCGCGGACGGAGGGCCCCGCCGUCAGGACCCGGUGACCGUGCCCUGCUUGAUGGUCAUUGUUCUCCAGAACAGGGAUGGAGGAAAUAUCGGCCCAGGAAGCAGCAGGAUCUCCAAGGGUCCAGUUUCAGCCUUUGGAGACUCACUCUGAGGGUCUGUCCCCAGAGCCUCAGUUCGUGCAGGACACCGACAUGGAACAGGGACUCACUGGGGGAUUUCCAAUUUCCAAGCCUGAUGGGAUCUCCCAGCUGGAACAAGAUCUACAGGUCUUUGAUCUGGAAACUAAGAAUAGAGAAGUCUUAAGAGAUGACUGCUCAGAUGGAGAGACCAGAGAAGAAAACAAGCUGUUGAUUCCUAAGCAGAAAAUUCCAGAAGAAGUACAUUCAUACAAAGUGAGAGUAGGAAGACUCAAAAAGGAUAUUGCCCAAGUUCCUGAGACUAGAGAAGUGUAUAAGACUGAGGACAGAUUAGAAAGGCUUCAGGAAAUCUUAAGGAAAUUUCUCUUCCUGGAGAGAGAGUUCAGGCAAAUAACAAUCAGUAAGAAAACCUUCACCAGUGAGAAGAACAGUGAAUGUAAUGAACCUGAAAAAAGCUUCAGUCUGGACUCAACUCUUGAUGCAGAUCAGAGAGUUCUUAGAAUACAGAAUGUUGAUGACAUUGAUAAGUAUGACAUGAGCCUCAACCAGAAUUCAGCUGGUAAACAUGAACAAAUAAAUCUAACACAGGAUUUUCAGAGUAAUGAAUAUAAGGAAAGUUUAAUGGAACUCUCCCACCUUAAUAAAUGUGAGAGCAUUCCUGCCACUGAGAAAUCCUAUAAAUGUGAUGCAUGUGAGAAAAUCUUCCAUCAGAGCUCAGCCCUUUCUAGACAUCAGAGAAUUCAUACUAGAGAGAAACCCUACAAAUGUAAAGAAUGUGAAAAAUCUUUCAGUCAGAGUUCAAGUCUUAGUCGACAUAAAAGAAUACACACUAGAGAGAAACCCUAUAAAUGUGAAGCAUCUGAUAAAUCCUGUGAGGCGUCUGACAAAUCCUGUAGUCAGAGCUCAGACGUAAUUCAGCAUAAGAAGAUUCACACCAGAGCAAAAUCUUAUAAAUGUAGCACUUGUGAAAGAGUCUUCAGUCGUAGUGUACACCUCACUCAACAUCAGAGAGUUCACAGAGAGAUGCCUUGUAAGUGUACUGUGUGUGGCAGUGACUUCUGUCAUACCUCACACUUAGCUGAACAUCAGAAGGUCCAUUGUGAAGAGAAGUCCUAUGAAUACAACGAAUGUGGGUUGACCUUUAUUAAGCAUCAAGGAAUUCGUCUCAGAGAAAAGCCCUAUACAUGUAAUGAAUGUGGAAAAGACUUCAGAUUGAAUUCCCAUCUUAUUCAGCAUCAAAGAAUUCACACAGGAGAGAAACCACAUGAAUGUAAUGAAUGUGGAAAAGCUUUCAGUCAAACCUCAUGCCUUAUUCAGCAUCACAAAAUUCAUAGGAAAGAGAAAUCCUAUGAGUGUAAUGAUUAUCAGGAUAAUUUCAACCAUAGCUCAGAUCUUGUCCUGCAACAGGAAGUCCUCACCAGAGAAAAAGGCUUUGAUUGUGAUGCAUGGGAAAAGAACCUCAGUCAGAGAGCACACCUUGUCCACCAUCAAGGAAUUCAUACCAAAGAGAAACCUUACGAAUGUGAUGAACGUGGGGAGACAUUUAGUCAAGUUCAGGCCUCAUUCAGCAUCUGAGAGUUCACACCAGGGAGAAAUCGUGUGUGUCCUGAAUGUGGUAAAGGAUUCGGUCCCAGCUCAACCUUUAUUCAUCAUUGGGGAAUUCACACCAGAGAGAAACCUUCUGAAUGUGACGAACAUUGGAAAGCUAUUAGUCCGUGUUAAACUCUUUUGACACCUGCAAACCCAUACCAAUGAGAAAACCUACAAAUACAUUGAAGGUGGUAGAUGCUUCAUGCUAUUUUCAUACCUUAGUCACCAUUGGAGAAUUCAUACUGGAAUAAAAUUCUAUAAAUGUGAUGCAUGUGAGAAUAUCUUCCAUCAGAGCUCAGCCCUUUCUAGACAUCAGAGAAUUCAUACUAGAGAGAAACUCUACAGAUAUAAAGAAUGUGAAAAAUCAGAGUUCAAGUCUUAGUCGACAUAAAAGAAUACACACUAGAGAGAAACCCUAUAAACGUGAAAAAGCCUUCAGUCAAAGAAACUACUUUGUGAGCAUCAAAUUCAUUUCAUGCUGAAUACCUAUGAAUGUAAUAAAUGUGUAUGUGUGGAGGGUUCAGCCAUAUUCCAACCCUCAUUCAGCAAAGAAUCCAUACCCAAGAGAAGUCAUUUGGGUAUAUAGUAAAUGACAAGUCUAGGAGUUCAAGUCUUUUUUCAUCAUCAGAAUAUCCACACCAGACCAGAAUUUGAUAUAAUGCAAGUGGAAGCAUUUAGCACCAUAUUUCAGGCUUUAUUCAACAUCAAAAUAUUGAAGGGAGAAUUAUUAUUUGCAUAUGAAAUCGUUAAUAUAUAGUCCCAGUCUUUUUCAUUGCAGGAGAAUCUAGUCAGAGGGGUGACUUGAUGAAUGCAGUUCUGUUUUCUCGUGGCAUUCUUUUAUUUAAUGGGUGUUAUAAGUAGGUAUGUAUGCUUUAUUUAUGGAACUCAUUUAAGCUAUUUUUAUUUUAAUGUGGCCUAUAAACAUUUUUAUUUUUCCUGAAAUUCGUUCUUAUUGUUCACAGCUUCCCUAAGAUACAUUGAUACACCAAUGUUAAAACAUGUCAACUUCUGGAAAGUUUCUCAUUUAGCUUUUUCUGCUGUUCUCAGCUGAAGUUCUCUCCAAAACAGACUCAGGCCUGCUGUUUUCUGAGGACCCUAUUUCUUUCCAGCCGUAACAUUUGGAUUCCUAUUGAUUUCUCCAUUCUCUUAAGCACCUUCAAUGAUGGUUUCCUAGUUUUAAGCUUUACACCAGCAGGUAUGCCACCCCUACUUGCUUUUUUGGUGUUUUCUGUCCUAAUGCAAAGUAUCUUUCUUUAAAAGAAAUGGAUUUACACACCCUGUCCAUCCAUGAGUAUGAAGGAUUCUGUUUCCCCUGAGUUUGUGGCAGGCAGCAUUUUCAAGUGACACCCAGGUUCUUAGCUGUGUUAGCAUUCACAGCCUUCUAAAAGAGAUGAAAAAGACCUUAGGAAGCCAACAAGACUGGUGGUAGCCUAGCUAUAUUCAGCACCUAUUCUGCAUGUCUAAGUUCAGAAUUAUUUUAUAUAUGUCCAUUGAAGGCCAGCAGAAUGCUCAAGUCUGCUUUUGAUAGGGCAAAACGUAAAGCACAUAUACUAAGAAAUCAGAGAUCUUCGUAAGGGAAUGCUGCCUUCCAUCAAAGGUAUUGUUGUUCUUGUGUAAUACCUUUAGAGAGAGUAUUUCAAGAAUGGCAGAUAUGCCUGUAAAAUUGAACCAUUACAGUUUUUCAUUACCUGUUUGGAAUUGUUUACACAUCAUAUUUUUUGUAUUUUACUAGAGUCUACAGGCCAUAUAAAAUAACAUUUUUUUUUUUUUUUUUUGAUUGAUGAAACUGAGCACAGACGUUGGCUCCAGAGUUCAGGGUCACUGUCAUAACACCUAGCAAGAGUUCAUGAUUCUUUAGAUGAUAUCAAAGCAUUUUAUUGUAUUUUUCCAUCUUAAGCAUCAAAAUAUUUUGUGAAUAAGACAAGUGUUAUUUAAAAUUCUAGUUGUUCCAGCGAUUGAGGCUUUCAUAAUUCAUAUGUUAAAAUAUUCACUAGGGAUCCUCAACAAAUAUAUAAAAAUUCAUUGCUUACUCUGUAAGCCUCUUAUGGCUAAUAACCUCUAGGGUAGUUCUACCACAGUAUUUUACCUCUUAGCCAUCAGCAAGCAUAGGAUCUCAUCAGGGCACGGUAGGGACCUAAAUGAAUUGAUCUAAAUGCAAAGCAUAUGAAAAAUGCAUGUUUUCAUUUUCCUGUCUAUGAACAUGUAUACCCUAUGGAUAGAGACCACGGGUAGUCACCUCCGGUGAUUAUGAAACAGAAGAUUAAGUAAUCUCUAAAUAGCAGAAAAUGUAAAAAUCACAUGUAUGCAUUUGGUUUAGGAAUGUGCUUUUGUACUUCCACUUGAAUAAAGGUGUGUUUGGUA
Messenger RNA from Balaenoptera ricei (Rice's whale), 4128 nucleotides. It is a transcript of the gene ZNF655, whose product is annotated as zinc finger protein 655. The record is from RefSeq and is a predicted model, not a curated record. Gene Ontology annotation, biological process: regulation of DNA-templated transcription. NCBI's taxonomy places the organism in Eukaryota, Metazoa, Chordata, Mammalia, Artiodactyla, Balaenopteridae. The coding region runs from base 118 to 1752 and encodes 544 amino acids. The transcript has 4 exons.